UGGAAGGAUGUUUUCAAAACAACACCAGAAGCAAAACUAACAGAAACUUCUUCUUUUCCACUUGAAUUAUAAAACAUUUUGUUAGAUAUUAGAAUCGUUUAAGCAUAAAUAUUUCAUAUUUAAAAUGACCAGCACCGACUUAAAGACGCUCAGGGUACUAUGCAUACAUGGGUACAGACAAAAUGCAGAGGCGUUUAAAGGCAAAAUUGGCUCUUUUAGGAAGAUAUUCAAGAACAAAAACGUCGAGUUUGUUUUUCUCAACGCUCCCCAUGAAGUUCCUCCUAUCGAUACAGAUGGGCAAAACGUGACUGAAGAGAUUCCAGACCAGAGGGGAUGGUGGUUUUGCUCGGAGGACAAGAAGUUCAGUGGGAAAACGUUCUGUGAGAAAGGUUUUGGAUUUGAGGAGAGUCUCAAUUUGGUUGAAGAAACUUUUAAGACCCAGGGACCAUUUGAUGGUGUGCUAGGGUUUUCUCAGGGUGCAACUCUUACUGCAUUACUUGCUGCUCAUUCCCAAAGUAACCCAAAUUCAUCGAUAAAAUUCAGGUUUGCUAUUUUGGUUGCUGGUUUCAAGUCACGAUGCGAAGCUCAUGCUAUCUAUUACAAGCAGAAAAUUACACACCCUACUCUUCAAGUCAUGGGCGAGACUGACAAUGUAAUACCAAGAGAAAUGAGUGAAGAGCUUGCUGAGUGCUUUGAAAAUCCAACUGUUCUUCAGCAUUCUGGUGGGCAUUACGUUCCAGCUACUGGUCAGCAGAAACCGGUUUAUAUCGAGUUUGUAAAAAAAUUUUACAAUGAUGAUUAAAUUUGAUAUACUUUUCAAAUAAGAUGCAAUUUUUUAA
Molecule: messenger RNA, 839 nt
Organism: Cloeon dipterum
Lineage: Eukaryota; Metazoa; Arthropoda; Insecta; Ephemeroptera; Baetidae
Product: esterase CG5412
Exons: 5
Coding region: 125-802 (225 amino acids)
Biological process (GO): response to retinoic acid
Cellular component (GO): nucleus; cytoplasm
Molecular function (GO): hydrolase activity
Source: RefSeq, a predicted model, not a curated record